Anopheles cruzii is the source of this 3467-nucleotide messenger RNA. RefSeq names its product synaptic vesicle glycoprotein 2B-like. Gene Ontology annotation, molecular function: transmembrane transporter activity. NCBI's taxonomy places the organism in Eukaryota, Metazoa, Arthropoda, Insecta, Diptera, Culicidae. The record is from RefSeq and is a predicted model, not a curated record. Gene Ontology annotation, biological process: transmembrane transport. Gene Ontology annotation, cellular component: membrane. The transcript is spliced from 10 exons. Bases 1208 to 2794 code for a protein of 528 amino acids.
AGUGCUCAGAGUGCGUUGACUGUCGAUCGAUCGAGGCGUGUUCCGCGUUCGUCCUUUAUCGACUGGCGCCUCGAGUAUCCUGUGGUGAGGUGGCUCCUCGGUGGUGUAGAUUUUGGCUUAUCUCCGCCCAGCCCAGCCAGUCCCCAGAGUCCCCACUUGGCCGAGCUCUGAUGGUUUGAACCCGCACCGUACUGGUACCUGGUGCUAAUUGGUUGAGUUCGCUUCCGUGUGAGUGACGUGUCUGUGAGGUUUUUGUCUGCGACUGUUGACGACGACGUGGUCGGAAGGCACCUUUCGACAACCUUUCAGCUUCCGCAGCAGCAGCAGCAGCAGCAGCAGCAGAGAGUUCAGCGAUCAACUAUCAACCAAACCUUCGACAUUGGAAUACAGCGGGACCGGCAUUUACCGGAACUCGAGCUGCCAGUCGUCCAGUCAGUACAGCAAGUGAUAAAUACGAUUAACACGAAAAGUUAAACUGAUUCCAGUCAAGUUCCCUCUGUGAUUCGUCGUCUGCUAGACUGCGUACCCUUUUGUGCCUGCCCGGGAGCCGUGUAGUCGUCGCAAGUCGUGAGGGCUCGCGCACUCUAGGCUCGUAGGCGCGUUACAUGUAUCCAACGACCUCGUGGUUCCAUAACGUGGCUAGGCUCUGCUUCUGGGAACGCAACAACGGUCUGGUACAGUUUGGUUUCGUGUACUGUGCGAAAAUGUGCAAGAAAAAAUAAUCUGCCGGCCCCGCUGCGACGAAAACUGCGCCCAGGACCCAGGAGUGGUGCGUGGGCAGUGGUGGACGUGGACCGUUGGACCGUGGUGGACCAGCGACCAGGUCCACGAAAGUGAUUUCCAAGAUCUCAGCAAGUGCCCCCAAGUGUCUAAGUGAACAUUGCGAAGACCCAGUAAAAACCCGAAAUAAAAGUCCAGUCGGCCAAGUUUGAACUCGGGAUUCGGGCAGUCAGUGAAUCCGCGAACCAGUCGGAAUUCACCGCCAGGUAGUCGACGUUGUCGAGGCUCGUGGAAGGAGGAAGCUCUGGAUCUGGGCAGUUCAACAUUCACGUGGAAAAAGGCGUCUGCGCCUACUGCUGAAUCCCCUGCGGAAACGUGACCCGUCCCUUUGUAUCUUCUGCUAGAGCUAGAGCAAGCCGAUCGACGGACACGGUGUGCGCGAUCCCAAAACGGCGAACGUCGCGUGGGUGUCCAAUUUGAGCCAACAAUGGGAAACAAUCCCGAUGGAGCCAACACGGUAGACCUGUUGGAGAGCGGUGGCGUCGACUACGAGCAGGCACUGUCGCUGACGGGCUUCGGAUGGUUCCACUACCGUUUGCUGGCCUUGUGCGGGCUCAUCUACGCGAACACUGCGAUCGGUGUGACCAUCAUCUCGUUCGUGCUGCCAUCCGCGACCUGUGUCUUCCAGAUGACGUCCGAGGAUAAGGGAUGGUUAACGGCUGCACCCAUGCUAGGCAUGGUAAUUGGAUCAUACUUCUGGGGCUGCCUGGCGGACACCAAAGGGCGGCGAGUGGUGCUCAUCGUUGCCCUGCUCCUGGACGGCAUCAUUGGGAUUCUGUCCACGGCCUCGCAAAAGUUUCCGCUCUUCAUGUUUCUCCGGUUCAUCAACGGCUUUGCCAUAACUGGCGCAAUGGGCAUUUGCUUUCCGUACCUGGGGGAAUUCCAGCCGACGGCCUACCGCGAGAAGAUCCUCUGCUGGAUGGAGCUCUUCUGGACGCUCGGUAUCAUCGUGCUGCCGUGUAUCGCCUGGCUCGUUAUACCGUUGGACUUUCGGUUCGAAAGCCCCAGCGGGUUCCUGUUCGGCAGCUGGAACCUAUUUGUGGCCCUCAGCGCCAUACCCAGCCUUCUGCUCGGUCUGUGGCUGUUCUACUUUCCGGAGAGUCCCAAGUUUCUGAUCGAAUGCGGCGAGGAAGAGCUGGCGAUUGAAAUACUCAAGGACAUGUACCACAUCAAUACGGGGGGCGUUCGGGACGACUACCCGAUCACCGGACUGAAGGAGCGCGAAAAGGGCAACGCCAUCAUGGAGACGCACAAGCGCUCGAUCCGUACCUUCAGCAUGCACAAGCCGAAGCACAUGAAGAUUCUGCUCGGCGAAAUCUGGGAGCAAACGAAGGCACUGUGCGGGCCCCAAUUCCGGCGCAACACGGUGCUGGCGUGCAUGAUCCAGUUCGGCAUCACCACCAGCUACUACACGCUGAUGAUCUGGUUCCCGGAGCUGUUCGGGCGGUUCGAGGAGUACGAGAAGCGCAACCCGAACGCGUCCGUCUCCGUGUGCGACGUGUCGUCUGUUGUGCUCGAGAACGUCAACGGGACGCUCGUGGACGACUUCUGCGGCACCGAGAUCGACACGAAGGUGUACUGGCACACGCUGCUCCUGGGGUUCGCCUGCAUCCCGACCAGCUUCUGGUUGCCACUGUGCGUCCACCGGCUCGGUGCCAAGUUUUUCCUGAUUUUCAGCCUGAUGGUGGCCGGUGCCGUCACGGUGGGGCUCUCGUACGUCCACAACUCCACCCAGAACCUGCUGUUGUCCUGCAUUUUCGAAGCGCUAACAUCGAUGGGCAUCAGCACAGUCUACUGCGUGAUGGUGGAUCUCUUCCCAACCAACCUUCGGGUGAUGGCCGCUGCUCUCUCGCUCACGUGCGGACGUGGUGGCGCUCUGCUCGGGAACAUACUGUUCGGGUUUCUGGUGGAUCUCAACUGCUCCAUCCCGGUGGUGCUGUUUUCCGCCAUGCUUUUCGGGAGUGCGAUUCUGUGCUUUUUCCUGCCCAACACGGGCAGCAAGGCGCUCGAGUAGGUUGCGCCUGGGACUCCGGCGCAUUGUACUACUCUCGGCUACAGGCGACGUGUACGUCAGGUGUCAGGCAACACCGAUCCAGUUGUGUAAUAAGGGUGUCCAAAUAUAUACAUUACAAAAUACGUAUAUGUACUUUAACAAGAGCUAAGCUAUAGACUAUGCUAUGGCAGUCAUCGGAAGGGGUCGAACAGUGUUACCCCGAUGAUUUGAACGUGGUUUGACCAGCAACACCGGAACAGCCGCUUUCAGGGGCCGCUUUAGGGCUAACUGGAACACUGGGCGGAAUUCAGUACGUAGCGAUUCCCGGUGCGGAGCGUAUUUAAUAACAGAAGUAUUCUUUUAUUAGUACUAAAGCAAACAAUCUAGUAACUAAGGUGCCUGACAUGAAGGAAGAACUACUACGCGGUGGUGCUGCAACGCACGAUUCAACCCCAAAUCCCGUUUUGGGCGGAGAUGGUGGUCGUGUGAGAGAGUUUGUCGGUUUUGUGAUCCAAAAACAACACACACACACACACGCACACACACACAUACGGUACGUGUUGUGUGUUGUGCCCUAGCAGUGACAUUAACGCUAAUAUAUUCCACAGUAACCUGUAGCACCUCAACUAAAAAAAGUAGCAGCCGUGAAUAGUGGACGGAGAAAAAAGAAACAUAACCAAAAAUAAAAAGAAUA